This is a messenger RNA of Linum tenue, 1703 nucleotides long. The record is from the annotation of a GenBank genome assembly. NCBI's taxonomy places the organism in Eukaryota, Viridiplantae, Streptophyta, Magnoliopsida, Malpighiales, Linaceae.
AUGAUGAUGGAGAGGCAUACUAAGACACUAGCAGAAGCAAGAGCUAGGUUCAAGCAAAUUGAAGAGUUAGUUGAAGUAGACGGGGAUUCAACGAAAACCCUAGUGAUGAUCGAUGCGCUCCAACGGUUGGGUCUCGACCACCACUUUGAGGAAGAGAUCGACAAGGUUUUGAAGCGCGAGGAGGGGAAGGAGGCGAUGAAAUUUUCUGUUUUCGAUAAUGAUAGUAGUACUCGAUGUCGUGACCUUUUAGAGACUUCACUGCGCUUUCGACUGCUAAGACACCAGGGUUAUCGCAUUCCUUCAGAUGUGUUCGAAAAGUUCAGAAACAAGGAAGGCAAGUUCGAGAGCAACAUGGGAUGCUCGAACAAUAUCAUGGGAAUGAUGGAACUAUACGAAGCAUCAUACUGGGCCACAAAAGGAGAAAGCAUUCUUGACGAAGCAAGAGAGUUUAGUACCCACAUGUUGGAACUCUAUUCAACUCAUCAACGCCUAGCAAGUUACACACUGAGACAUCCUAUCCACAGAAGCUUGCCCAAAUUCAACGUAAAGAGCUACCUCGGAAUCUCCCAUGGCGGCUCAACCAAGCACAGUGAUGAAGAAGACAUUCUCAUAGAUCUAGCUAGGUUGGAUUUCAACGUGAAUCAGUCCAUGCACCAACAAGAAGUCGUCCAGAUUUCUACAUGGUGGAAGGAGUUAGGGUUGGCGGAAGAGUUGACACAUGCAAGGAACGAACCAGUGAAGUGGUACAUGUGGCCGUUGGCCAUCUCGACGGAUCCAAAGUUAUCGGAAGAAAGAGUGGAGCUUGCCAAACCCAUUUCACUUGUCUAUCUCAUCGACGACAUCUUCGAUGUUUAUGGAUCGUUAGAUGAACUAACUCACUUCACUGAUGCGGUCGACAGAUGGGACGUUACAUCGGCGAAUCAAUUGCCCGAUUACAUGAGGAAAUGCUUUAUAGCUCUUCAUGAGGUCACCAAUCAGAUUGGAUACAACGUGUACAAAAGACAUGGAUGGAACCCUAUACCUUCCCUACAACAAGCUUGGGCAAGACUUUUCAAGGCAUUUCUAGUAGAAGCCAAGUGGUUCAAGACAGGAGAGUUGCCAAGUACGGAAGAGUACUUGAAGAACGGAAUAGUGAGCUCAGGCGUCCAGCUUGUGCUGGUUCACCUCUUCUUCAUUUUGGGCCGAGGGCUGACACAACGAAACGUCGAACUCAUCGGCGGCGAAAACCCACCAGUAAUCUCCUCCGUCGCCAAGAUUCUCCGGUUGUGGGACGACCUCUCUGCCACGGACGAGGAACACAGUACUGGAAACGACGGAUCGUACUUGGAUUGUUACGUGAAGGAGAAUCCCGGGUCGUCGAUCCAUGGCGCCAGGGAGCACGUGAUGGAAAUGAUUGAAGAGACAUGGAAGCAACUCAACAAUGAAUCUCUGUCUCCGACGACGCCGUUUCCGUUGGCUUUCAAUAGGGCUGCCCAUAAUCUUGCCAAAAUGGUGGCUUUGAUGUAUGGUUGCAACGAAGUCGUUGAUCAAAACCAAAGUGCUCCUAGGCUCAAGGACCAUAUAAGGUCCAUACUAUUUGAAAGCUUUCCCUGAUCUGAUCGUUAUCUUGCUUCACAAUGUAAUAACCCACAGAAUGCGGACUUUGAUGCAUUGUUCGAAAGCUUUCGAGUAGAGGAUCUCUUUAGUGGCGAGAACAACUCCAA